This is a messenger RNA of Paramecium tetraurelia, 453 nucleotides long. RefSeq lists its product as uncharacterized. The record is from RefSeq and is a predicted model, not a curated record. The transcript has a single exon. Lineage: Eukaryota; Ciliophora; Oligohymenophorea; Peniculida; Parameciidae.
AUGUAAAACAAACCUUGUGAUUGGAUUUGUGCUGAAUGCAGAAACCUAAAUUAUUCAUUUCGAAAAUUUUGUAACAGAUGUCAAUAAUCCACAAGAGAUGCUCCUGGAACAAGAUUUAUUCCAAAUAAAAAGGAUUAAGGACUAUAAAUAUUCGAAACUAUAAAGCUUUAAGAAUAAAACUUAACUGGAAGCAGUCAUAGCUCAGUGGAAAGCAAUGAUGAUGAAGAUGUUGUUUUUUCAUAAGCAUUAUUUCUUGAAGAUUUAUCCAAAAAAACAGAAAGUUUGAAUAAAUCCUUCUCCUUCUUAAAGAAAUGCUCAGUUUGCUAAUGCUAGAAUUACUUCUACUAACAAAAAUGUGGUCAAUGUGGAUUCUCCUAAUUUGUAUGAUUAAACGAUUUCAAACCUGAUUUUGAGUCUAUUAAUAUAUCAAAGUCUUUAUCUCAAAUUUCUAUA